Molecule: messenger RNA, 1147 nt
Organism: Solea senegalensis (Senegalese sole)
Lineage: Eukaryota; Metazoa; Chordata; Actinopteri; Pleuronectiformes; Soleidae
Gene: asph
Product: aspartate beta-hydroxylase
Exons: 11
Biological process (GO): peptidyl-aspartic acid hydroxylation
Cellular component (GO): endoplasmic reticulum; membrane
Molecular function (GO): peptidyl-aspartic acid 3-dioxygenase activity
Source: RefSeq, a predicted model, not a curated record
GGGGGAGUGUUUUGUGUGUUCGUGAGUUUUAUGAGGCAAGAGGAAAGAUUUUUGAUUUCCUUUCACUCACAGAAACUGAAGCAUAUCUUCUUCUCCUCUUCCCGAAGCUCCAGCAAUGGCUCCUAAGAAAAGCACGAAUAAAAGCCACGGAAAAGCCAAAGAUGGCGUUAAACCCCCGUCAGCUAAUAGGAAUGGGAAGAAGGCAAGUUCCAGCAGCAGCAGCAGCAGCAGCAGCUUCUUCAACUGGUUUAUCGUCCUGGCCCUGCUGGGAGUCUGGACAUCUGUGGCCGUAGUCUACUUCGACCUGGUCGACUAUCAGGGAGUCAUUGACAAAGCUAAGGGCAUUCAAAUUAAUCUGUCUGAGGCCUUGCAAGGUAAACUUGUGGCCUACGACACAGACGGCGAUGGUGAUUUUGACGUCGAGGACGCUAAAAUUCUGCUAGAUGAAAAACCCAGUGAGUCUGCUAGAAGAGGAGCUAAGAAAGGACUGAAAGAGAGAGCCGCUGACGUCAUCACCCGUAGUGAAGAAGCUGCCGCCCCAGUGGAGACUCCUGAACCCACACCAGAGGAUAUUGUGGAGCCUGACCCUGAGCCUCUGGAUGAUGUGAUUGAAGCUGCUGUGGCAGAGGAAUUUACUGCUCCAGCACCAGAGCCUGAAGUGGCUGAACCUGUAGAAGAAGAACUUGAACCUGAACCUGAACCUGAACCUGAACCUGAGGUGUUUGAGGAGGAUCCAGAGGUGCUGGAGGAGGAGCCUCCUGUUGUAGAAGAGGAUGUCCCAGAGGAGGAGGCUCCAGAGGAGGAGGCUGCUCCAGUUGAGGAGGAGGCAGCAACUCAAGAGGAGGUGCCUGUUGAGGAGGAAGAACCCGCAGUCGAGGAGGAGGCUGCUCCUUCAGAGGAAGCUAUGGAGGUAGAAGCUGUUCCUACAGAGGAAGCCGUUGAGGAGGCUGCUCCUGAAGAAGAAGCUGCAGAAGAGGCUGAAGAAGCUGCUCCUGAAGAAGCUGUGGAGGUGGAGGCUGCUCCUGAAGAAGAAGCUGUGGAGGUGGAGGCUGCUCCUGAAGAAGAAGCUGUGGAGGUGGAGGCUGCUCCUGAAGAAGAAGCUGUGGAGGAGGAGGAAACCGCCCCUGAAGAAGAAGCUGUGGAGGAG